UUAUUGAAUGCAUUCAUCACUUUUUCUCUUAUCUUCCAUAUCUCCACUUCCUUUAAAUCUUUGGAUCUUCAUCCACCACUCACCAAUUGCCCAACCUCCAUCUCCAUCUCCAUCAUCAUCAUCUUCACUCUGUUAAUAUACACACACACUCUCUCUCUAGAUCUCUCUCUCUCUCUCUCUCUCUAUAUAUAUAUAUAUAUGGCGGGAAACGAAGAGUUGAAGGUGGAGGUGGAGCAGAUUCAGGUGACGUCGCCACCGCCGACUGGAGGGUUAGCAAGACAAGGAAGUAUUGCAAAAAACAACUGUUUAUGUUCUCCGACCACUCAUGCUGGUUCUUUCCGGUGCCGGCUCCAUCGUUCUCCUAGCGGCAUUCAACGAACAAAAAGCAUCAAUUUGGAUUCUAAACCUAAUGAUGAUCAUCAUGAAAACGACGCCAUCAAAACCCUGAUCUCCCCCACCUAAUUCUUCUUCUAUCAUUCAUGUACAUGUAAUUGGAAAUAACCAUGAAAUAUGUUUGCAUUAUAAUUAUAUAUACGCGCUUAAUCAUCUAAGAAGUCUAAAAUUUACGAGAUCCGUGAGAAAUUCUAUCUAAAGUUUAUGUUUUAC
Cynara cardunculus var. scolymus (artichoke) is the source of this 606-nucleotide messenger RNA. RefSeq lists its product as uncharacterized. The coding region runs from base 199 to 462 and encodes 87 amino acids. Lineage: Eukaryota; Viridiplantae; Streptophyta; Magnoliopsida; Asterales; Asteraceae. The transcript has 2 exons. The record is from RefSeq and is a predicted model, not a curated record.